Molecule: messenger RNA, 1098 nt
Organism: Papaver somniferum (opium poppy)
Lineage: Eukaryota; Viridiplantae; Streptophyta; Magnoliopsida; Ranunculales; Papaveraceae
Exons: 2
Coding region: 90-1067 (325 amino acids)
Source: RefSeq, a predicted model, not a curated record
ACAUUUUCAUCACCACAACCACUCUAAGCUGCUAACCUGUUUUUCUUAGUAUUAUCCCUCUUUUCCUUCAGCUUCCACUUUGAGGAGCCAUGGAGGUUGAAAAUUACCCAACAAGAGAUCAUCAUCAUCAUCCCCACCACUUAUCCCACUUGAAUGUUCAUCACCACCACAAAAUCAUCUCAUCAUCAUCAACUAAAGACUUAACCUUCGAAAUCAAAGUUACUUAUAUGCGAAUUAUAAGUUCAUCAAUUUCAAACAUAAUGAAGAAAACUAGUAGUACUAGUUCUAGUUCAUCUAUGAACCUUGUUUUCUUACCAAGAGAACUUCAUUCUUGUUUGCAAAUCAAUGGUUUGAAAAUAAAUCCAAGUGAUAAAAUCUCAAGACCAUUGAACAAACAUAGGUCAGAUUCAUUAAUGUCUGAAUUAAUGUAUGUCAACACUGAUAGAAUCAAAUUCAAAGGGUUUUCACUUCCUUUUGAAAUAGUUCUUCAACAUCAAGAAGCUGCAUCUACUAGUAGUAGUAGUGUGGUUGUUUCAGGGAGUUUGAGAAGAAAAGUUAGUGGGAUGAAAGAUGAUUGCAUGUGGGUAAUGGAAUGCAAAGAAUUAAGUAAUGACAGUAAGUUAACUAGUGGUGGUGGUGGUUCAGUAGAUGUUUAUUUUGCUGGCAGGAGUUUAGGUAAACCUCUUCUUUUGAAUGGGUUGGUAGAGUUGAAGAACUCAUACAAAGAGUUGGAUUUUCUUGAAGAUGAAUUUCAAGAUGGUGGUGAAUUAGGACUUCUUGAUACUUCUUCUAAGGAAAAAGUGGGAGAAAAGGCCAUUCAAGAAUUUGUUGAUGCACACAAAUACAACAACAACAAACAUCAUGAUCAUCAAAAUCAUUACGGUGAAGAGGAGAAAUUUGUUGUUGAAGAGGAAGAGGAAGAAGUUUCAUGGUUUAAUCAAGGUGUGAGAGUGGGAAUAGGAUUAGGUAUGGGUAUGUGUUUAGGUGUUGGAGUCGGAUUAGGUUUAGUUGUUAAAACUUACAAGAAGACUAGUGGUACUUUUACUAAGUUUUUGUUUAGAGGAUAAUGUGAUCAAGCUUAAAGUUUUAUUUACUAAC